Cuscuta europaea is the source of this 1474-nucleotide messenger RNA. The record is from the annotation of a GenBank genome assembly. Lineage: Eukaryota; Viridiplantae; Streptophyta; Magnoliopsida; Solanales; Convolvulaceae.
AUUUUAUAUUCCAACUUGGUAUCAGAGCUUUCUUUUCCUCUUCCCCAUUAAUGGCUACCACCAAAGCUUCCGCCUUUCACCCCGCUCUUGCUAUUUCCAACAUUAAAAAUUUCAUUCCCAUUACCUUAGACAUCGAGAACGUUGAGUACUCCUCAUGGGCGGAGCUGUUUAAAAUUACCGCCCGUGCCUCCCAAGUUCUCGACCAUAUUAUCCCUCCCGCUGCAUCUUCCACUGGAAGUUCUUCUACCUCCACUACUGAGCUUACUCCUGAGCAACUUCUCGCUCAAGCCGCUGCCAAGGAUGAGGCAGCCGCUCUCUGGACCCGUUUGGAUGCCAUAGUCCUUCGGUGGAUAUACGGUACAAUAUCUCACGAUCUACUCCACACUAUUAUUGAACCCGACUCCACUGCGCAAGAGGCUUGGGAACGUCUUGACGAUAUCUUCCUCGACAAUAAACGUUCCCGGGCGAUGCACUUGGAGAAUCUAUUUUCAAACACACGUUUGGAAAAUUUUCCAAACGGUUCUGCCUACUGCCGUUCUCUCAAGACAUUGGCAAACCAAUUGCACAAUGUUGGCGCUACGGUCUCCAAUGACCGACUGGUCCUUCGACUAGUCAAUGGCCUCUCCGCCCAAUACGACACGAUUGCUUCUAUUAUUCAACAGACCGUCCCGUUGCUGACUAGAAUGCCCGGUCUAUGAUAAUUCUUGAUGAAACCCGGAAGGCACAUCAACUUGGCUCCCCCUCUCCCAGUGCUCUUCUCCAUGGCUCGACACCUACCCCUGCUCCGCGUCCCAAUCAACCCAGUCGUGGAGGCCGCGACUCUACUGCCCGGCGAGGGCGUGGUGGUGGCGGACGUGGUACCCCUCGGCCCAAACCUCCUCCUCCCAAUGCUUGGACGUCCCCACCACCAUGGGCCAUGCCGCCAUGUCCUUACCCUUCAAACCCAUGGACUGGUCCGCCUCGCCCAAACUCUAGUGUCGACAUUCUCGGCGCUCGCCCGCAUCAGGCCCAUGUCUCUGGCCCGACACCCUCUCUCACAGACGUGAACAGUGCCAUGCAUACCAUGACGCUUACUCCACCGGAUAACAAUUGGUAUAUGGACACCAGGGCCACAUCUCAUAUGAUCAAUGACUCAGGAUCUACGCACGGGACAACAACUCAUGAGGUGUAACAGUACGGGCGAUCUCUACCCUCUCCAGCCCACCAUUCCAAGAUCAUCUCACUCAGCAUUUCUUACUACCUCGGCCGAUACCUGGCAUCACCGGCUACGCCAUCCCGGGAAUCCCGUUUUCAGUUUUCUUAGAACAAAUAAAUGUACUCCAUGUACUCGUUUGCAUAAUUCUUUUUGUGAUUCGUGUGAAUUUGGCAAGUAUACAAAAUUGCCUUUUUCUUCCUCUGUUUCAGUUACUCAUUAUCCAUUUGAAAUAAUACAUAGUGACUUAUGGACAUCUCUCGUGCUCAGUUCUAAUGGUCA